Numida meleagris (helmeted guineafowl) is the source of this 8199-nucleotide messenger RNA. RefSeq names its product ANKH inorganic pyrophosphate transport regulator (gene ANKH). The record is from RefSeq and is a predicted model, not a curated record. The transcript is spliced from 12 exons. Gene Ontology annotation, molecular function: phosphate transmembrane transporter activity. Lineage: Eukaryota; Metazoa; Chordata; Aves; Galliformes; Numididae. Gene Ontology annotation, cellular component: membrane. Gene Ontology annotation, biological process: phosphate ion transmembrane transport. The coding region runs from base 318 to 1799 and encodes 493 amino acids.
GCGGCGGCGGCGGAUCAUUGUUGUGUGGGAGGAGGGCAGCGGUGAUGGACUUGAUCUCCCGGGUCUCCUGCUGAGGCGGCAGCACAGCGCCCGCCGCCAGCCAGCACCCGGCAGGGCCGCGCCGCACCGCGCCGCGCCGGGCAGCGAGCGACGGCCCCGGCGGCUGGGGUCCGCGUCCCCCUCGCCGCUCCCGUCCUCCCGCACACGGACACGCAGCGCCCUCCUCCUCCUCUGCCCUUUCAUCCUUCCCCCCGGCGUCCUCCCUUGCGGUCUCCCGCGGCGGCAGAUGUGCUUGGGGCCACCGCGCAGCUGGGACUAUGGUGAAAUUUCCAGCGCUCACUAACUACUGGCCCCUCAUCCGCUUCCUGGUCCCUCUGGGCAUCACCAACAUCGCCAUCGACUUCGGGGAGCAGGCCUUGAAUAGGGGCAUCGCUGCUGUUAAGGAAGAUGCUGUGGAAAUGCUGGCCAGCUAUGGACUGGCGUACUCCCUAAUGAAGUUCUUCACCGGUCCGAUGAGUGACUUCAAAAAUGUAGGUCUGGUGUUUGUGAACAGCAAGAGAGACAGGACCAAAGCAGUUUUGUGCAUGGUUGUGGCUGGCGCUGUAGCUGCUGUAUUCCAUACCUUAAUAGCGUAUAGCGAUUUGGGGUAUUACAUAAUUAAUAAGCUACACCAUGUGGAUGAAUCAGUGGGAAGUAAAACUCGGAGGGCCUUCCUUUAUCUUGCUGCCUUCCCUUUUAUGGAUGCCAUGGCAUGGACCCAUGCUGGAAUUCUUCUGAAACAUAAGUACAGUUUCCUGGUUGGAUGUGCCUCCAUCUCUGAUGUCAUAGCUCAGGUCGUUUUUGUAGCCAUUUUGCUUCACAGUCACUUGGAAUGCAGGGAGCCUCUCCUGAUCCCAAUCUUGUCCCUAUACAUGGGAGCACUUGUCCGAUGCACCACAUUAUGCCUGGGAUACUACAGGAACAUACAUGAUGUCAUUCCUGACAGAAGUGGGCCCGAAAUGGGGGGAGAGGCUACAAUCAGGAAGAUGCUGAGCUUCUGGUGGCCUUUGGCGUUAAUUUUGGCAACUCAGCGAAUAAGUAGGCCCAUUGUCAACCUUUUUGUCUCCCGGGACCUAGGUGGCAGUUCUUCAGCCACAGAGGCGGUGGCAAUUCUGACAGCUACCUAUCCUGUGGGACACAUGCCAUAUGGCUGGCUGACAGAAAUUAGAGCAGUAUACCCAGCUUUUGACAAGAAUAACCCCAGCAAUAAACUGGUGAACACCAAUAGCACCGUCACAGCGACACAUAUCAAGAAGUUCACUUUUGUGUGCAUGGCUUUGUCCUUAACGCUCUGCUUUGUGAUGUUUUGGACACCAAAUGUGUCAGAGAAGAUUUUAGUUGACAUAAUUGGAGUAGACUUCGCUUUUGCAGAGCUGUGUGUUGUUCCUUUGCGCAUCUUCUCCUUUUUCCCAGUUCCAGUGACAGUCAGAGCACACCUGACUGGUUGGCUGAUGACUCUAAAGAAGACGUUUGUGCUGGCACCCAGCUCAGUGCUGCGGAUUAUCGUCCUCAUCACCAGUCUCAUUGUUCUGCCUUACUUGGGAGUUCAUGGAGCCACCCUGGGAGUAGGAUCCCUUCUAGCAGGUUUUGUGGGAGAAUCCACUAUGGUUGCAAUAGCGGCCUGUUAUGUCUAUCGAAAACAGAAAAAGAAGCGGAACGAGAAUGAAACAUCUGCAGAAGGUGAAGACUCUGCAAUGACCGACAUGCCUCACACGGAGGAAAUGACAGACAUCGUAGAAAUGAGAGAAGAGAAUGAAUAAGAAAUGGGAUGCAAUUGUUCUCUACAGGGACGAUUGGAGUGACACUUCAGCAUCUUGUCGUCUCUCAUACUUUUUUGUUUGUUUGUUUUUAUUUUUGUAAUAAAGAGGCCUUGAUUUAAAAGGUUUCAGAUAAAUUCUCUAGCAUACUGAGUAUGCUCACACUGAUGAGGGACCUAAAAAGAGGUCUUUGCUUUUUCUUUUUCAAUUGAAUUUGUUUUCUCACUCCAUGCAAACAUAAAAGAUACAAUUGCAUCACUGUAGAGUCUUCCUUACUUAUGCAUCCAUCUUCUCUGGACAAUCUGCAUUUGUCAACCAAAGCCCUGCUGUGUGAGUGUGCCUGUGUGCACACACGAGUGCCACUGGCUCAGUGCUACUGCCAUAAUCCUACUCCCUCCCCUCUUUCCUUUUCCUUCCUUUUCUUUAUGAGAAAUGUUAAGGAAAAGAAGUUUGGAAUACAGAGCUUUAUUUUACUUGCUUGAAAAUGACUUUGCUACAUAAACUAAUAUACUAUGGUGAACUAUAUCUUUUUGUUUGGCCUCAUCACUAAAGCUUAUACUGCACAGGGUACAAGACAGGGAGGAACAUGUAAGUCUCUAUAUGGAGAAAAACAGGUUCCUCUUUGCUGUUAAAAGUGCGUGGAUGUGUAUAUACACACACAGAGACAUACAUGUAUAUAUAUUUAUAUAUAUAUACACAUACGGUAAAUGAAAUACACACAGGACAAGAACUCUGUUUAGUGUUCAUUCCAUCUGAAAGACAAAAAUCUUUUGAAAAAUGUAAGCAUUUCAUUCAGAAUCUUCUUGAAUAGUUAAGCACCACCUCACAUGGUUUUCUUUAGGAAAAAAAAACAUGCACUUUCCUCUUGUGAAGAGGGUGAUAGCAACUGAUAUAAUUUGACUGUAUUUGAAUAAAAAAAAAAUAAAAAUUGACAAGCUUUACCAAAGUUCUUGUCCACUGAUUUAACUUUAAUUUUUAGAGGUUGAUCUGCUCUACCUUUAUUUCUGGUGUCUAUAUAUUGAAAGAAAAAAAUAUAGGUAACUUGUGCAGGAUACCACGCUAUGUCACAUUACUACACACAGUUCCAUGAAAUUGUUAAUUUGGUGGUGUACACAUGCUCACACACAUGUAUAUAUAUAUAAAUAUAUAUAUAUACACACAUAUAUGUAUGUUUUGCUAUGAUAUAUUUACCUAUGCAGUAGAUCAGAAUCAGUAUGGUGAAGCUCAAGUACUGGUAAUUCUCCAAGUCCUCAAUUAGGGACCAUGAUCACUUGUUAGCUUUCAACAGUGUCAUGGAAGUGGAAAGCUGCUCAAACCAGCAAGUUGCACUUUGCAAACAAGGCAGGCACUGUGCAGUUUAAUUGAGCCUUAAACAGUAGAGCGUGGGGUUGGAUGGUCAGUCCAUGUCAAGUGGAAAUGAAGCCCGUGUAAGAGGUUACUGAACCAGAGGUGGUUUGGGUGUCACUGACGAUGGCUGCGGGAGCAGCUUCUGUUGCUGUGCUGUUCUGUGUUUGGCUGCGGGGCAGCGUUCCUGGGUCCAGUUUGUAGUAGGUUGGAUUCUUUCAGUUGUAGCUGUGCCAGAUUCUGGAUACAGUUAUCCUACAUGGUAUAUCUGCAAACCAGUUAAUUUAAACUUUGUUUAGUAAAAAUAUAUUUUUAUAAGUUGUGGAAAUGAUUAUUUAAUUGUGGACAACUUCAGUUUCUAGAUUAUUUGCCAGGUAGUCCCAGCACUCAGAAAAUUGAUCAGAAUUAGCCAUUACUUUAAAUGUUAUAUCGAUAUAUGUGUGUAUAUACAUACACAUGUGUAUAAAUAUAUAUACUGUAUAUGAUGUACAUUUAUUUUAAACUACAAUACAUUUCUUAUUUUUCCAAGUUCAGCUAAAAAUGUCUCUAAAACAUUACCAAGUUGACUAGUAACCAGGUGUAGCUAUAAUGAAAGGCAUUGUAUCAAUGAACUUUACUUUAGACAUUUGUACCAAUUUGUUAUAUGUGCAAAUGCAGCAAGAAAAGACUUAGAAGGGAUUUUGCUGAACGACAGACUUGAAAAAUCAGUUUGUGGUUAAUUAGUGGUGGCAGUAAAGGGCAAGACUAAACCUAGUAGCCACGCAUUUUCUGUGCCACCGCAAGGUUGUUCUCAUUGGUUCUUAUAGGAGAUUUUUUAAAAAGACAAAAAAAAAUAUCCUCAGACAAAUGAACUUUGUACAGUAUGGUGACUGUACACAUAUGCAUUCACUGAAUAUUCUCAAACAGUCAUAUGUAUAUAACAUGUAUAUAGACUGUUACAGAUCACAGUGGCCAGUUAAAGACUUCUCUGUUCCUGUAGUUUUGAUUCCUCAUUGUAUCCAAAUCCACAAUGUGCAGUGUUUCAGGAACGGUGGGGAUAAAACACUAAAUUAUUUGUGUGUAGUAUUUCUUUUGAUACUUGGCUGAAAUACAAAUAGUAGUAUUUCUGGAGAAUUUUGAGCAUUACAGAUGUAGGGCUCAAGGUAAUAACUGCACCAAAAAGUAGGAAUUUGAAAACAAAUUAGGUGAAGCGUUAAGUCUUUUGUUUUAGAUAGAAAACUGAACAAUCAUCAAAAAGAGAAUUAUUGGUCAUAUAGAGCAAAACUAAUGGUAUUGUAAAAGUCAGAAUUUCAGUUCUGUAGUAUUUAAUAUUCCUUUGUUUUGCAAAAUAACGAAUGUGCACAGGAGUGGUAGGAUUUGGGCAAGUAUUCACAAAGUUUUGUAAGGACACAUGCAUAACAUUGAUUCCCAUUUGUUGUCUAUUUUUCACAUUGCUGGGUUAACCAAAUCUGCUGAUAGAUCUGCAACACGUAACCCCAUGUGGGAGCUUGGGUGACCCAGCAGAUGCUCUCUCGCGUUGGCAUGCUCAACCUGAUGGCACGUCCACAAGGAGCUCCAUGUGCCACAGCAGCGCCCAGAGCUCCAUCUGGUGACAUCAUCAAGGGCUUCAGUGUCAAUCUGAACCCUAUUUGAUGGCGCGUCCAACUGGGCUGCCUUUGGAUCAAGGGCGCGUGCCGCCACGUCCAGUUUGGCUGAGCCCCACUGAAUGGGUGCAAUCAUUACCCACCCGAGCGUCUCUGCUGAGCAGGCCCUCGUGAACACGUUGUCUUCUUCCUGCCCAAAGGGACUCUUGAAUUUUGAUGAAAUGCUGUCUCCUUUGUGGUGUUGCUCAUGAAAUCCUAUCCGUGUGAUACAUUUUGAAGUAAUAGAAAUCUGUUAGUUGUCUGUUUUGAGAGAGAGAGAGAGAGCACAGUCAUCUCACUGAGUUCAUGUGAAGUUUUAGCCUUUCAGUACUUUCUUGAGAAUUACUGAAUUAUAUAAAUGAAAUAACAAUAAAAAGAGGAAAAAGUUGAUCUGCAUCCUCCCAUCUUAUAUUCUAGACCACGAAAGAACAUACCACACAGCAGGAAGUAAAAGGGCCACUGGUAGAUAGUAGAUUAAUGUUCCUAGGCUUUUAAUACAUACCUAAGGUUGUGUUAACUUUCUGAGUUUUCCUUUCACAGACCUAACAGCAGUUGGAGAACACCUAUUUUUUAUCUCCCCCACACACUUACCAGGCAGUGGCCCUGGUGAGAUGGGCUCCGUGUGUCCCAUCCCUCUUACACAGCCACGUGGCUGAGAGCAAGAGCUGUGCUGGGCGAGAGGAUGGGUGAGUAACAGAGAAGUCUUUUGUUUCCUACUCACUUUGCUGCUAAAUAUUUCCUUUGAACGGGAGAGAUUUAUAUCUGGCUCUUGGUCGAGUUGUGCCGAAAUGCUGCAGACAGACAGACAGUGGCUGGAGACGGAGGGCGAGCUGCUGAAUGCAGUGUAUUCAGGGCAGGCCGCAGCACACAGACAGGAGCCUUUUGAGGGAGAGAGUUCUUUUUUUGUGGGCUGGCGCCUCGUGCUUCAAGGGAAGGGUGAAAGGACGCCUUGGGGUUCUCGGAACGGCCGCAAGGCGCGGGCAGUGUGGGAUGGUGUGGGAGCAGGAGGGCAGUGGCACACCUCGGCCUCUCACUGGGGGCAUGAGUGGGCCCAUGCCCAUGAGUGGGCAUGGUGUGAUCAGUGGGACGGAAUGCGGCUGGGGAUAGCUGAGCGUCGGUCCAGUAGCCAUUAGUGUAUCAGAAAGCCAUGCAUAGAUUGAUGAAUAUAUAUAUAUAUAUAAGGGUAUGUAUAUAUGUGUGUGUAAGAGUUUUAUGCACGCAUUUUUACUGCUGGCUGUAUACAGUUUGUUGGAACAAAGUAUAAAUAAGAUCUUAAAGAGGGAAUGGGCUGCGUAAAAAAUUGUUUAAAGCUACAUAAACGAAUAAAUAGAACGACCUUUCAUCAGACAGAAUACCAUUAAGAUAAAGUGGGAUUUAGAUGAAAUGGGAGAGAAGUGGGGGACAUGGAAAAGCUGAUGGAUGUGGCAUACCCAGCCCAAAGACAGCAUCAUGGAGUGGAAAUCAAUUAACAGAGAGCAGAAAUGCCUGCCGCCAUUCACCUGUUAACUGCACUGGAGAGGAAGUGAAGGGUGAGAAGUGAUGUGUAAAUGAGGCACAGCUUUGAGUGUUUUGGUUUCUAAGAGUGGAGGAGUCAUCAGAGAAAGGAGCACAAAAACAUCUCAGAAAAGUAUUCAAGCAGAAAUGAACCAAUAUAUGGGUUUUGUGGCGUGCAAAGAGGAGACUUUACAUCGCCUGCUGAUUCCAAGUUACUGGCAGUAACUGGGCAAAUGUCACGAGUUUUAGUUAAACAAAGUUAACAGAGAGCAACAAAGAGUGAAUUACACACCUUUGAUAUCAAACUGGCAUUUCCCAAGUACCAAGUUAGCCAUAUGCACGUGCAGACUGCCAUGUUUGCAGGCCACUGCGAGGGCCAGCUGAAGGGCUGCGUCUCCCCCAGGCAGCACCAGCACCAUGGGCACUUCUUGUCUUCUCUGCAGCAAGCAGCACACCUGGUUGUACUGCGUGCUGAUGCACGGCAUGAAGUGAGGCAUCUACAUUACAUCAGCCACAAGUUCAGGCGCAGCCUGGUCCAGACGUGCAAGAGAGCAGCAGAGCAGGGGGAUGAAGCGGAGUGCUUAGGGAGCUGUGGCUCACGAGUGAUUUUGGGGCAGCUUGUGUGGAUUUGCUUUGAGAUCAGUGCACAGAUCCACUCAUCAACACAGCCAUUGCCAGACUUCUCCUUGGCAUUCUGUGAUUACUAGACAUUGUCACUGCUCUCAUCAACUUGUGGGUUUCACCUCAUUUUUUUCUCUCAUUCCCCGUUCUGCAUCGUCAGACAUUUCCUUAUUUUCUUCUGACUGCUCCCGCUAGGUUUAUUUUGUCUGUUGGAAUUUUGAGAAGGAAAAUGUAGUCUUCAUGCUGAAUGUCAAGUAAAGUAGUCUUUAAAAAGCAGCUUAAAACAAAACUGUUUUUUUGAUGAAUUGCUUUUUGCUUUUCAUUUGCAAAGCUGAAAAGGAGUCAAGAGACAGAAGGAACUGGGGGGUUUCUUUAUUUAAAGUCAAGAAUUCAAAGAAUUAAUUCAAGUUCACUACUUAACUCGAGCCACUUUUCCACCUUCUGGUGAUUUCCUAGCACCAGGCCCCAGCUCUUCCAGCAGAGCUAGCACUGCAGCCCUGCAGCAGCACAAGUUUGUUUGAAGCUCUGGGAAGCACAGGACUUUGCGUAGUUAAAAACUGAAAUACGGCCUGAAGAGUUGGAGAGGCUGAUUCACUGGAAGAAUCUGUUAAGUUUAAAAUUCAGCUGGACUCGUGCAACCUGAUUGGUGUCUAAAGUGGCCCUGCUUUGGGGUUACAUAGAUAACUACCUGCCAUCCCCAUCCAACAUAAGUUGUUCUCUGGUUCACUUAGGAACCUAGAACAGUCCUGUCAUCUUAAGGCACUCGAGACUGUUUGGGUUUUUUUUUAGGGUUUCAGUUCAGGGCUGAGAGAUGGUGCCCACUAGGGCUCAACCAUGCAGAUAUCUAAGCCAAAAUCUGAGCUUCACAGAUUCUUUUGCACACGACAAAACUUUCAUAUUUCAGGGCCAGCUGUAAGCACCCUCCCACCCUGUGGGAGCCCCACAAUGAGGGCAAAGCAAAAAUCAGCCAUUGUAUAUGCAGACAAAAUAUUUGAGAACUGCACUGCACUUUUACAGUUAACUCUCUAAGUACAAAAGCCUGAAACCAGCAAGCAACUGCAUGCAUCACCCUCUUUUCACAUGCAUCAUUCAGCACUGUAAUAAAAGCUAUCCUUUCUGAUAACUGUAAUUGACGUAAUGCAAAUACUUCAAUUUAUGUAAUAAAACAGCUUGGGCAGUCUACAAAUGAGAGCUUAUAAAUACUCUCUUAGGAAAGGAUGUGUUUUAAAAUUGAAGUGACAGCUGUAUCCGUAAUUCCACCAAAACACACAAAAAAUUGGAAAAAAAAAAAGCAUUAGCUUUGAAUGACUAUCCUGCCUAGG